AUUGCUGUUUAUUUUGAUUCAAUCAACAUGGAGAAACCGUGUUGGUCAGAACCGUCAGAACGUUGCUCAUCCACUUCAUUAUCCUGCCCCACCUUCAUCCCGAACACCGUCCGCCCACUUGCACGGCCCUCCUCUUGUCUUUAAGAGCCUCUCUUUCUCGCUCUAUGCUCGUCAACCGAUUCUUUGAGCGUGUUCGCCAGAUUUUCCCAUGCAUUUAUAAACCCCCUUUCCCUCAUAAAAUGGAGGUCACGGCCCAAAACUUUAAGGCUGUUCUGCCUAUGGUAGAAAAGGCGAUUGAUGAAGCCCAAUUCGUGGCCAUUGACGGUGAAUUCACAGGCUUGAAUCUGGUCAAGCCCGUGAGCGCCCUUGAUUUGCCCCUUGAGCGAUAUGAUGCUCUGCGGGAAAGUUCCCGCCAAUUUCUCCUGGUUCAAUUUGGCCUUUGUACUUUCCAUUAUGAUUCUAAGAAAGAUUUGUACACGAAUCGAGCGUUUAAUUUCUAUGUUUGGCCACGCCCUUACACGCGAAAUGCGCCGGAUUUGCGGUUCAUGUGCCAAACAUCUAGUAUCGAUUUCUUGGUGAAGCAAGACUUUGAUUUCAAUAAGUUGUUCAAACACGGAAUUUCGUACUUAAAACCCGAAGCGGAAGAGAAGAUGAAGAAGGCCAUCGAAGACCGCCAAAUCACCCGCAAGUCGAAUGACACGCCCAACGCCCAACAUAUUCCCAUUCCCGAAGCCAUGGAGACGUACAUCAACGAGAUCAAAACCAAGAUCCAGACAUUCAUCCAGGGUAAUUCCAACACCUUAUUCCUGGAGAAGUCCAAUGCGUUCCAAAGACGACUCAUUUAUCAAGUGGCUCGUGAGGAAUUCACGGGGAUCUUCCUGGAAAGUGUAGCCGUGGGACGGGAUCGGGUCAUCAAGAUCACCAAGAUGGAUGCCAAUGAACACGCUCAAAAAGAUCUGGAUCGCAACCAAUCCGAGUUUGAUGUCUUGGAUGAGGCCGUGGGGUUUGCUAAGGUCAUUCAAAAGUUGUCCCAAUCUCGUAAACCCGUGGUGGGACACAACAUGUUCCUGGACUUGUGCUAUACUCUCAAUCAGUUCGUUUGCACUCUCCCCGAGAGUUAUUCCGAAUUCAAACACUUGGCCAAUAAGACGUUUCCCAUUUUAGUGGAUACCAAGACCAUGGCCACGCAGUAUCCUUUCCGCGACGAGAUCUUUAAUUCUUCUUUGGAGGAGCUCAAGAACACUCUGAUGACGGCUCCGUUUCACAUGCCGGACGUGAAGGCUGUGUCCGUGGAUUCUGGAUAUGAAUUGGAAUCCGAGAAAUAUCACGAAGCCGGCUAUGACGCCUUCAUCACGGGUUUAUGUUUCAUCGCCAUGUCCAAUCAUUUGGGGACGUUGUCCAAGGAGUUGGGCCCAAAACCACGUUUAAUGCCGGAUUCGCCGUUGUUGAAACCCUUUUUCAAUAAGAUCCACUUGAUGCGGAUUGCGGAUAUUCCUUACAUGAAUCUGGCUGGAGAAGAUAUAUCGCCAAAUCGGGACCACGUGUUUCAUGUGACUUUUCCUUCAGAGUGGAAGACGUCCGACCUUGUGAAUCUUUUCUCGGCCUUUGGUAAUGUUCAAGUAUCCUGGUUGAAUGAAAGCUCUGCCUAUGUGAGUCUUUACGACCCCACUUCGGCCAAGGAAGUAUUGAGUGCGCUCAAUUGUAGUAGUGUGUAUAAUAUCAUGACUUAUGGACAGUUUAAGAGCUUUGAGGCCAGUGCCAGUCUCACCGGGAUCACGCCCACUUUGGCCCAAUCCAAGUUGUCGUUUUCAGACAGUGUGAGUGAGUUGAAGGAACUAACCAAGAAGCGGAGCAUCUCUCCGGAUCCUGAGCCGUACAAACGCUCCAAGAGUGUGACUGAUGACGACACUCCGGUUCAAACGAGUAAGAACUUUGCGGAGUCAUCAGAUUGGUGAUAUUGUGUUAUGAAAUACAUUUUUCAAUUGAGA
Molecule: messenger RNA, 1988 nt
Organism: Tigriopus californicus
Lineage: Eukaryota; Metazoa; Arthropoda; Copepoda; Harpacticoida; Harpacticidae
Product: poly(A)-specific ribonuclease PARN-like
Exons: 1
Coding region: 165-1955 (596 amino acids)
Biological process (GO): nuclear-transcribed mRNA poly(A) tail shortening
Cellular component (GO): nucleus; cytoplasm
Molecular function (GO): poly(A)-specific ribonuclease activity; metal ion binding; RNA binding
Source: RefSeq, a predicted model, not a curated record